GGGAAUGAGGUUAGAAUUAGAAUAGCGAGAGCACAGUAUAUAAAUAAACAACAACAAAUACAUAACAAAAAACAAACACAAACAAAAUAUAAAUUGUUAUUAAUACUGUGUGUGCGAGAAGCUUGUGUUGUAAAGAUUAGUUGAUAUAAAUGAAAGUACAUUCCUACGUAUUGAAACCAUUAUUUAAACAUGUUAAAUUAGAAAUGGAGUUAAAUCAAGGUUGUGAAGAUUCUACAAUUACAGAACAAAAUUUAUUAAUAUCUAGUAAAGGUGAAAAUUCCGUAGAGAGAUAUGCUAACAUUAAAUCAGAAUUCGAGGAAUGCAAGUUUGAAAGUAAUUACACAGAGGGGUCUCAAUCCGAUGCGUAUUGUGCUAACGAUAUUAAAAUAGAACAAGAUAUUUUACACUACCAAAUAGAUGACCCAUCUGAUAGUUUUGUUAUCCAAGAAGUUAAGACCGAAAUUAAGAAAGAACUGGAGGUACACAUCUUAGAAGCAAGUCAUGGGUGUGAAACUCAAUCCAAUAGGAGUACGAAAAAAAUAGACUCAAACAGAGAUAUAAAAUUAGAGAUAGGAACUUCAACUGAGAUAGAUGAUAAAAAACAUUGCAGAAGUAUGAAAACAUCCAACUUAAUAUCAAGAAUUAGCAGAAAAAGGUUUCAGCAGAACAAGGUUAAAAUGAAAUCUGAAAGAUCUUUGAUAACACACACUGGAGAAAAUUCAUACAAGUGUGAAACAUGUUUGAAGGAAUUUACUGUUCUAAGCUAUUUAAAAAGGCAUUUGAGAGUGCAUACUGGAGAAAAGCCUUACAAGUGUGAAAUUUGUUUUAGACUGUUUACUCGUGCAGAUAAUUUGAGAAGUCAUAUGAGGUCCCACACUGGAGAAAAGCCUUACAAGUGUGAAUUUUGUUUUAAGCAAUUUAGUGAAGCAGGCAGCUUAAAAAAACAUUUGAGAAUGCACACUGGAGAAAAUCCUUAUACAUGUGAACUUUGUUUCAAGCAGUUUUCUCGUUCAGAUUAUUUAAAAACUCAUUUGAGAAGACACUCUGCAGCAAAACCGUACAAAUGUGAAAUAUGUUGUAAGCAGUUUUCUCUUGCACAACAUUUAAAAUUUCAUUUGAUAACACACACUGAGGAAAAACCGUCAAGUGUGACAUUUGUCUUAGGCAAUUUACUCAUGUGGGUCAUUUGAAAAGACAUUUGAGAAUACACACAGGAGAAAAACCUUUUAAAUGUGAUGUUUGUUUCAAGCAAUUUGCUCAAACCGGUGUUUUGAAAACACAUUUAAUGACACACACUGGACAAAAACCUCAUAAGUGUCAAAUUUGUUUCAAGCAGUUUACUCAAAUAGGUAGUUUGAAAUAUCAUCUCAAAUCGCAUAAUAGUUAACAUAUAAUGUAAUUUAAAAAGUUAAUAUAUGUACAUUUAUUUGUGGAAUUGGUGGUUACUUAACGAAUC
Molecule: messenger RNA, 1456 nt
Organism: Diabrotica balteata
Lineage: Eukaryota; Metazoa; Arthropoda; Insecta; Coleoptera; Chrysomelidae
Source: the annotation of a GenBank genome assembly